Molecule: messenger RNA, 2507 nt
Organism: Ostrea edulis (European flat oyster)
Lineage: Eukaryota; Metazoa; Mollusca; Bivalvia; Ostreida; Ostreidae
Exons: 12
Coding region: 287-2419 (710 amino acids)
Molecular function (GO): protein binding
Source: RefSeq, a predicted model, not a curated record
UAAAGCUUUUAAACAAGAAAACUGUCGGCACGCAACUAUUUCUUCAUGAAUACACGAGCAGUGAGAUUAUUUCGUGUAUCUCUGUACAAUGUGACCCAAAUCCUGGUGUGUAUCAACUAAAGACUGGCUUUGACGUCAAAAUGUAAAUACGGUGUCUACAUCCAUUCACGUUUUAGAAAAGGUAAAUAAAUCGCUAACACUUCUCGGAUUAAGCCCGAUUAUUACGGCACAACCGUCGAUAAAGCCGUGUGCACUUUAUGUACAUUUGUACUGCGCCGUGGCGGAAAUGGCAAAUCUACGAGAAGGAAAACUGUACAAACUCCUUAAAGAAUCAGAUGACGAGGAGGAGGUGUUUGAUGCGUGUUAUAACUAUGCAUACAGUGGGAAGGACUUAAACGCACGGGAUGAGAAGACGGGGGAGAGUUUCAUGCACCUUCUAGCGGAGGAGAUCCGCCACUUUAUCAGCGCCCGAGGGGUUGGUAUUAUAUAUUUGAUGGCGUGUAAAGGUGUUGAUUUGGACAUUGCAGACGUUAAUGGGGACACAUUUCUACACAAGAUCUGUCGGAAACCGCACACUCAUCGUGUGUUGGUCUCUGUCAUUCGGAGCGGGGCGGAUCCAUUAAUUCAAAACAAGAAGAAGCAGACGCCUGGCGAUGUUUUACUGGAGGAGAAACCAGAGGGCUGGGAGGAGGCACUACAUUACUACAACAUGUUCAAACCCGGAUUAUACCGCGCUUUACAGGAGGAUAAUCCGGACAGAGAACUCAUUAGACGUCUUCUAAAGUUCUGGUGCCGUGUAACCGUGGUUAAGAACUGCAGGACGGUACACCUUAAAUCCCGCCUACUGGACACGGCCUAUGGACGGAGUCUGGUAGAAUUGAUAGAGGAGUACGAAAAUACGAACGAAUUCAUUCCUGCUUUACUGGAGUGCGAAGCCAAGCUAAUCAGGCAGUGGAUAAAAGACCAGAUUAUUGUCAAUAUAAAUGUCAAUACCAAAGACUACAGUUACCAAUUUGAGGCCCCUAAUACCCCUGUAGCGCCACGCCCACUUUUAGUGGCUGUCUGGGAGACGAGGUGUCUAGAAACGGUGGAUAUAAUGAUGGAGCUAGGAGCGAACACUAGCGUCCUGUUCUCAUCCGAACCCGACAAAGAAAAACCCAAACCCCUCUUUUUCCAUGUCCUGGGUGGUCCAUUCAAACCAACUGAUGAAAUUGCCUUCCGGAUAUUACGUGGUUCGAACUUCAACGUCAGAGAUCUCAAUGGGAGGACAAUUUUGUUUGAGGCAAUAUCACAAGAUUCUUCAGAGGUGAUGGUUGAUUUCCUACUUAGUCAAGGCAUUCGGAUAGGAUUGCGCGACAAGUAUGGUUUUACGGCGUAUGAAUUUGCCAAGAAAGAGAAUAAAAUCCGGUACUGUAAAGUCUUUGACAAUCACGUGAUCAACCUCGUUCGGGAUUGUGACAUGUCACGUGUUGAAGAUUUGAUUCUACUAGGAUAUGACAGGGUUAUGAAAGCAAAGGAUAAAGACGGAGUUACGGCCCUUGGGAUCGCUAUGAAUAGUGAUUCUACUCAACUGAGAGAGACGUUCAACAAAUUCAAUGAUGUUCAGGAACACAUAUCCAAACUAUUCCACACUACACACGAAUGUGAUCUACAGCAACUGAUGAAAUUAUUAGGGAGGAAGUAUUACUGUGCCCAAGACAUCUGUGGGCGGAACGUCCUACACAUAGCCGUAAUGCAGGGAUCUAAAUCGAUCGUGGAAUAUCUUUCAACUCACUACCCGCAACUCCUAAACAUGCAAGACAACUUAGGACGAACACCUUUGCACUAUGCAGAAAUCUUCUUAGAAGGUGAUGACGUCAUAGAUCACAUGGUCGAUAAGGGAGCAUCACUAGAAGUCAAAGAUGUGCAAGAGCGAACCAGCGCGGAUUAUCAGUGUGAAGCCAUCGGGCAGCGGGCAUUCUUAGCACUGAAGAGGGAGAUUUUGGAAUUUAGAAUGGAUGUGUUCUUAGCCCAAACGGACUUUGAUCGGUCAUUCAAGGAGGCCCUAAAGAUAAAUGACUUACCGAAGAUAAAAGAGCUGGUCAAAGGUGUGCUGAAAUAUGGGAACUUAAACCGAUAUAGUCACGUGCUCUUUGACUGCGUGGACAAAGGACAAGAGGAUAUUGCGGUGUACCUGAUUGAGCAAGGCAUGAACACGGGUAUUUACAAGCAGUAUCAGGCAUGUAUACCCAGCGAUAUUGAUUGUGCAGUCGGGGAAUGCAACCACACAGUGACGUCAUUCAAAGAGCGCGUAAUCAGCAACAAAAACAGACGUGUUAUGAACGCCAUGAUGGAAACAAGCAGCAAAGCGGAACAGGUCACAAAGCAGAGAGGUGUUGCCCCAGGGGUCCAGGCGUUCAAUGUGUUUGGCUUGGUGUGACACGAGAUAAAGACCAGUUAUUUUUAUGAACAUUGUACAUGCAUGUGUCAAUUUCAACUUGGUCCAUCAAAUAAAAAUUACAAUGGUU